Molecule: messenger RNA, 708 nt
Organism: Parnassius mnemosyne (clouded apollo)
Lineage: Eukaryota; Metazoa; Arthropoda; Insecta; Lepidoptera; Papilionidae
Source: the annotation of a GenBank genome assembly
AUGGCGUGUGAUUUAGAUGAUUUUGAGAAAAAUAUCGAAAAUUUGAGAUCUAUUGUAAGAAAAUCUUUCGCUCGUAUAUACGCUAGUUUAAAAGCUAGAGAGCUGAAGACCCUAAGGCAACUUGACGCUAUUGGUAAACAAUGCCAAGAUGACAAUGACUUAAAAAAGAACUGCAUUCAAAACAUUGAUAUUAAUUAUGACAAUGAGUCUGUGCUGUUAGAAAAUAUAAAUAAGUUUGGAGUUAUUGAUUUUGAGAAGUUUAAUUUUGAUAGCAAUAUCUUUACAUUAGAAGACUAUAUUAGUCCUAAUGAUGAUCAUAUGUAUUUAUAUAAAACUAUUGAAGAUGUUACUAAAGAGGAAGAUACUUACAAUUUAGAAGCGAUAGAAGAGGCCGCCUUGAAAGAGGUAACUUCAACAGAAAAUUGUGUAUGUUUUGUUAAUGUCCAUACCGAAGAUGUGUCAAAGAAAUUUAGAAAUUUAGAUGCUCUACCUAUACUUGUAGAAAUUGAUAAAAAUUUACAACCUAGUGUAUACAAUGAAAAUGAAUGUUCCGAAUCGCCCGAGGACAUAAAAAGUGAUUCUUCAGAUUCAGAGGUGAAAAAAAUAAAUCCGACUGAUGACUGGUUAAAUACAAUUAAGAGUCAAACAGAGAUUGAACCGACACAAGUUACAGAUGUUAUGGAGCACAGUAGUUUUGAUGAUUUUUAA